AUGACUGGAAAAUCAAAGAAAGAAUCCGAAAUCUCUGAGACCAUCAUUGUUGCAGCCGAUCAUGGUCGACUCGAUCUUGUCAAGGCACUCUUAGAGGGCGGGGCAGAUCCGAAUACCGUGGACGAAAUCGGAACUUCGGCUCUUCAUAAUGCAGCAAAACAAGGUCAUUGGGAUAUCGCCCGCCUUCUUCUCGAGAACAAUGCAUCACCUCGAAUCGAGGAUGGCAACCGCGCAACUCCACUCCGCCUCGCUGUAAGAGCAGGUCAAAAAGAGAUUGUUCGCUUGUUGCUUGAAUGUGAUCCUCCUACAAGCGAGACAACAAGCGUAUCAAAAGAAAGCGAAACACGCACACUGCUUGACAUUGCUGCAGCCUUUGGCUAUACAGAAAUAGUUCAGCUCCUUCUGAAUUGCAACACCCCCACUCUAGGCAGCAACGGGGAGGAAACGGCGCUACAUUUGGCGGCUGCAAGGGGACAUCAUGAGGUCUGCGAGCUUCUCCUGAAGCACGACAAAUCUUUGAAUCGAUCAGUAUGGACCAAAUUAGUCGGACCCAGUUUGGAAGUCGACACAAAAGACCACAAGGGAAACACGCCUUUUGCGUACGCAGUUGAAAGGAAUCGUGAGCAGACUGUCGAGGUCUUUUUGCGCAUUUAUCCGGAACUGGGUAAGACUGCCGAUCGCGACAAAGAGCUGCAUUUCCAUAAGGCUAUCAGGAGAGGAAAGAUUGAGAUGGUUCGGAUAUUUCUGAAUCAUGGCACGGAUACUGAGAUGAAAGAUUAUCAAGGACAUCGGGCCCUUCAUAAGGCCAUCAUGGCCGAGAGCCUAGGGAUCACCACUGGGGCACCUGAGGUGAUCCAGCUUUUACUUGCGCAUGGGGCUGGGGUUGAUUCAAAGGACAACAAUGGCGAUACCCCCGAGCUUCUCUCCAAUAAUCCAAAGACCAGAAUGAUAUUGCGUAACCAUGCGGCUACGCAUCCAAAGGUCGUUUCACCGAAAGCACCGGUGGCUUCGGCUCCGCCGCCUGAGUACAAGGCAUGA
Penicillium concentricum is the source of this 1038-nucleotide messenger RNA. RefSeq names its product ankyrin repeat domain-containing protein. Gene Ontology annotation, molecular function: protein binding. The record is from RefSeq and is a predicted model, not a curated record. Lineage: Eukaryota; Fungi; Ascomycota; Eurotiomycetes; Eurotiales; Aspergillaceae. The coding region runs from base 1 to 1038 and encodes 345 amino acids. The transcript has a single exon.